Messenger RNA from Paraglomus brasilianum, 873 nucleotides. The record is from the annotation of a GenBank genome assembly. NCBI's taxonomy places the organism in Eukaryota, Fungi, Glomeromycota, Glomeromycetes, Paraglomerales, Paraglomeraceae.
AUGAGCAACACAUUAUUCACCAACAUAACUGUCGCGGGAGGCACUGGAGCUUUGGGUUUUCAUAUAGCUGAAGCCUUGCUGAACGAUGGAUCAUUUAAAGUGAAGAUUCUUCGGAGAUUGCCAGAAACCCCAAAUGAGAAAGCCGACUUGUUGGCAUCCAAGGGUGCAGCAAUUGUCUACGCCUAUUAUAAUCAGCAUGAUAGUCUUGUCAAAGCCCUUAGUGGAACUGAUGCUCUAAUCAGCACUGCAUCUCCUGGAGUUGCCAAGGGCGGUUAUGAUUUUGACACUCUUCAAACUCCAUUGUUGAACGCUGCUAAAGCUGCUGGUGUUAAAAGAUUUAUUCCAUCUGAAUUUGGUAUGGAGGCUGAAGUUGGUGAUCAUCUGGUAACCGAUACCAAAAUCUCGUUCCGUGAGAAGGUUGAACAAAGCGGACUGGAGUACACCUAUAUUGAAUGCGGGUUGUUUGCAGAAUAUAUUGGCUGGGUCGGGUUUGAUAUCAAAAAUAAGACCGCCAAAUUUUACGCAGACGGCAACACCAUAUUGGCCGCUACUUCUUUGUCAGAUAUCGGCAAAUAUACCGUUGAAUCUCUUAAAUUGGAAGAAAGUCGUAACGCCACUAUCCGGGUUGCUGGUUCGAGAUUUUCACUAAACGAGAUACUUAAAACAUUUGAAGAAACUACCGGUUCUAAAUGGGAAGUUGUUGUAGAUAAAGAAGUAAAGCAUAGAUUUCAGAAUAAGAUUGAUCCAGUUCCUUCAUCAACGGAUUUGCUUAUAGCCACCAUUUCGGAAAGAUCAGCGUUCGAAAAUAUUGAUAACGACAAGUUUAGUUUCAGCCCUCGCUCCCUCGUUGACACUAUCAGAGCGCUUGUUUAG